This is a messenger RNA of Spea bombifrons (plains spadefoot toad), 5280 nucleotides long. RefSeq names its product nucleoporin 153 (gene NUP153). Gene Ontology annotation, cellular component: nuclear pore. The transcript has 22 exons. Gene Ontology annotation, molecular function: structural constituent of nuclear pore. Gene Ontology annotation, biological process: RNA export from nucleus; protein import into nucleus. The record is from RefSeq and is a predicted model, not a curated record. NCBI's taxonomy places the organism in Eukaryota, Metazoa, Chordata, Amphibia, Anura, Pelobatidae. Bases 235 to 4779 code for a protein of 1514 amino acids.
GCACAAGUGCGUAGACCGGAGCAGGCUGGUAUCGCGAGGAGUGGAGGCCGAAACCCGCUCGGACUGUUCGCCACAUUCGUGUGAUACGAAUUGUAUGCCCAGAGACGCUCGGUAGAGUUCGGGAUCCGCUGUGCGUUCUUACACGGCUCCGGCUGUGUAAAGGGUUGUUACAGUAAGCAGCGGGGGGCUCCGGCCCUGAGUGACCCGAGGAGGAGCCGGGGUAGAAUUGUGCGGAUGGCGGCUGCAGCGGGUGGAGACGACGGCGCGGGAACUGGAGGCAAGAUUCGUAGCAGGAGAUAUCAUGUGAGCGCCGGGAAGACACCGUACAGCAAGAACCGCCAACCAGGCCAGCAGGGGAUUAUCACCCGUGUGACUGACACCGUUAAAAGCAUUGUCCCUGCAUGGCUGCAGAAGUAUUUUAACAAAGAUGCCUCGGAUUCUGGCAGACUUCCAGUUUCAAAUGAAUUUGGAACAGAACAUUCAGAGAAUGAUGUAGACCACCACGUGUUUGUCAAUGAUGAGAGACCAGCUCCAGCUGAAGGCAAUGUAACCCCUGAACCAGUCAGGCUGGAAGAAGAGCCAACAACUAGUCGCUUCUCCCUAAACGUUCAUGAUGGACUAACACGGCCGUCUCUACAUCGGACCAAUCUGAACUUUGAUGUUUUGGAUUCUCCGGCACUUCACUGCCAACCUUCAACCUCCUCUGCCUUUCCCAUCGGCAGCUCUGGCUUCUCACUAGUCAAGGAAAUCAAAGACUCUACCUCUCAGCAUGAUGACGAUAACAUCUCCACAACCAGUGGCUUUUCCUCCAGAGCAUCUGAUAAGGAUUUGGCCGUUUCAAAAGGUGUAAGUGCCCCCCCAUUGUGGUCUCCGGAAGCAGAUCGCUCGAAUUCGCUUGUUCAUAAUUCCUCCUUGAGUGCAAAGAAACCUACGUUCAAUCUUUCUGCCUUUGGAGUGCUCUCACCAUCUCUUUCCAACAACUCAGUCCUUAAAUCUAGUCGGCUUGGUGAUUCUCCUUUUUAUCACGGAAAAACAGUUUAUGGAGGUGCAGCUGCCCGAUCAGCCAGAGUGCGAGCAACACCAUAUGAGGCUCCGUUAAGACGACAAGUAAAAGCUAAACCUUCAAAUGCUCAAAGUUAUGGAGUCAUUAGCUCGGCUGCUCGGCGCAUUCUACAGUCCUUGGAGAAAAUGUCAACUCCCUUGGCGGACGCCAAGAAAAUCCCAACAUCCCCUCCACCUCAGAAUGAAAGAGAAGUUCCCGAUUUCACAGAGAUCCCAUCUAAAAGGAAAAAGGUUGAUGCUUCAUAUCCACCUGUUCGGCAGCUUGUAACACCAAAACCUGCUUUGGUAUCUGCAAACACUUCAUUGUAUAUUAAACCUUCACUGACUCCAUCUGGCUUAACAAGCACUUGCCGCAAGAUACAGCGCGACAAGCACCAAGACUCCAAAAAGAAUAAUGUGCCAGAUGGUUGUCGAGAACCACAGCCUGAGAGCAGGUUUCCUUACCCAAAGUUCAGCACCCCUGCCUCAAAUGGCUUAUCCUCAGCUGGAGGCAAGAUGAUGAGGGAACGAGGAUCUCAUUACACAGCAAAGCCAGCGGAUGAGGUGCCAGAUGUGCCUGAUUUACCAGAAGUUCCUUUGCCAUUAAGCACUGCUGCGCUUCCCAGCUUUAACUUUCCAACUAUGUCUGGUAAAACAUCUCCAGUAACUGUUCCUAAAACUGCAGAUAACCAGGCACAGAACACUUUCACAUUUUCAACUCCUAUUUUGAAAUCAACUGAGUCCAAUGCACAAAUUCCCGGGUCAUCUAUUGGAUUCACCUUCAGUGCACCAUCUGUGAAGGUCUAUUCUGCAUCAAAUGCUGUGGCUUGUGAGACCCCUAAAAGGACUAAUCCUGCUAAAUCUCCAGUCCAUGCCAGAAUGUCUGGCGCAAAGAAGAAAGAUGAUGAUGAACCAGAAGGAUUUUUUAAACCUGCAAAAACAUUAAAAGAAGGAAGCGUGUUGGAUAUUUUGAAAAGUCCUGGCUUUUCCUCUACCACUGCCAGCUCUCUCAGCAAAAGCACGUCACCUCUCACAAAGAAUGCCGGUAACAAUGUGACAUUUGGAGACGCCAACAAGCCUUUUGGACUUUGGGGGUGCAACUCUUGUCUUCUUGAGAACAACGCAUCAGACGGUAAAUGUGUAGCCUGUUCUGCAGGUAAAGAGAAAUCAAUAGAAAUCCCAAACACAUUGCCCCCGACAGCCAGCACUCCUCCAUCUGCAAGCUUUCAGGGAUUUGGAGAGCUCUUUAAAGUGCCAGAAGGUACCUGGGAUUGCGACACCUGUUUAGUUCAGAACAAACGCGAGGCAACGAAAUGUGUGGCUUGUAGCACCCUAAAACCGUGCAGCGAAGCAAAAGCUCCACUGAUUGUGUCUCCCAAGAAAACUGAGAUUUCAUCUGCUGCAGUCCUUCAGGUUGGCACAAUGCCAAGCUUCCAAUUUGAUGAUAAAUUCAAAAGGCCUGUUGGUUCCUGGGAGUGCGCAGUGUGCUGUGUGCAGAAUAAAGCGGAGGACAAAAAGUGUGUUUCUUGUACAACUGAUAAGCCAGGCUCCUCCCCAGUGAAGACUCAAACCCUUGCCAUGGCAUCGCCUCUUACAGGAUAUGGAUUAUUAGAUCAGUUCAAGAAGCCGGCAGGCUCAUGGGACUGUGAUGUGUGUUUGGUUCAAAACAAAGCUGAAAAUACUAAAUGUGUUUCAUGCGAAAGUGCCAAGCCAGGCAGUAAACAAGAACUAAAAGGUGCCUCUACAAACUCUACAUCUACAAGUGCAACUACCGUUACAUUUUCGUUCCCGAAAGUUACAGGAGACUUUAAGUUUGGUACGGCAUCCUCUAGCAUCAAGGCACCUGAGAAAAAAGACACAGGCUUGUCAUUGGGUUCCACCGUUGCUAGCACUAAUCCGGUUCCAACGCCAGCUUUUAAAUUUGGGACAGAUAGCUUGGCUCCAGCUGACACGGGUAAUGCCAGCAAACCCCUGAUUAGUGGCUUCGCUUUUGGAACAGCUUCCAAUGUCGCUGUAUCGCCUCCUGCGACUGUAGAGAGCUUUCUUAGUACAGGCAUGCAAAGCCAGCCUGCUAUGGCUAAGUCCACCCUAACACCUUCCUUUGGACUGAUGUCAUCAAACGAGAAAAAACACGAAACACCUGCUUUCUCUCUUGGCAAAAUUGAGCAAAACAAGGAACCUUCACCUUUUGUUUUUGGGAGGAAAGACGAAAAAACAGACUCUACCACAAGUGGAACCACACUGAUUUUUGGCAACAAAAGAGAUGAUGAGGCACCAAAGCCAUUUGUAUUUGGCAAGCCAGAGCAAACCAACAACAGUUUAGCACCAUCUCCGUUUGUUUUUGGCGAAUCCAAUCCUGUAGAAAAAGCUACAGAUCCAACUCCAAAGCCUGCAUUUGUUUUUGGCUCUCAAGUCAAUUUGACCACCGCCACCACCACAGGCAACAUUGGAAAGGAUGCCAGCUCUUCCCUUCAAAGUGGUUUUACCAGUGUACCUCAGUCGAGCUUAUCCACCAUCUCAAGCAAUCUAUUUGGCAGUGCUACUCUGGCAAGCACCCCUGCAAGCACUAGCAAUCUAUUUGGCAGUGCUACUCUGGCAAGCACCCCUGCAAGCACUAGCAAUCUAUUUGGCAGUGCUACUCUGGCAAGCACCCCUGCAAGCACUAGCAAUCUAUUUGGCAGUGCUACUCUGGCAAGCACCCCUGCAAGUACUGGCAAUCUAUUUGGCAGUGCCACUCUGUCAAGCGCCCCGGCAAGCACUAGCAGUGUAUUUGGCAGUGCUACUCUGUCAAGCGCCCCGGCAAGCACUAGCAGUGUAUUUGGCAGUGCUACUCUGACAAGCGCCCCGGCAAGCACUAGCAGUGUAUUUGGCAGUGCUACUCUGACAAGCGCCCCUGCAAGCACCAGCAGUGUAUUUGGCAGUGCUACUCUGACAAGCGCCCCUGCAAGCACCAGCAAUGUAUUUGGAAGUGCUACUCUGACAAGCACCCCUGCAAGCACCAGCAAUGUAUUUGGAAGUGCUACUCUGACAAGCACGCCUGCAAGCACCGGCAAUGUAUUUGGAAGUGCUACUCUGACAAGCACGCCUGCAAGCACCGGCAACGUCUUUGGAAGUGCCACUCCAGCAGGCACACAAGCAGUCUCCAGUACCAUGUUUGGUACUGCUUCCUCAGUGGCACCCGCCAACUCCAGUGCUUUAUUUGGCAUUAACGUUCCAUCGGCUUCCUCUGCAAGUUUUGGAGGUACAAACCCUUCUCCAUUUGUAUUUGGCUCAAGUCAGACACCUGCUGCUCAAGCUGGCCUUUCUAUUGUCAAUCCUGUUCCAGCAUUUGGACAAAAUGCCAGUGCCCCCCCAGCUUUUGGCUCCUCAGCAGCAGCCCCACUGUUUCCCGCCAGUUCUCCGUCUGUGCCGGCUUUUGGCUCUAUAACAAGCAGCGUCCAGCCUCCCAUGUUUGGACAACAAGCCGCACAACCUGCCUUUGGAUCAAAUGCAGUGCCCCCUGCUGGCACUCCGUUUCAGUUUGGCGCCAAUACAAACUUCAACUUUACUGGCGGCAGCAGCGGCAGCAGCAGCUCCACACCUGGAGUGUUCGCUUUUGGUGCCAAUACAGCAGGAGCACCUGCACAGUCUGCAACCCCUGGCUUUGGUUUUAACCAGACCCCAACCUUCAACAUGGGGUCAAGUGGGAAGUCUACGAUAGCCAACCGUAAGAUAAAGACUGCCCGGAGAAGGAAAUAGAUGUAGAAAUAAUUAAGAAUAAAGUUGUUAUUGCAAAUGGUGUCCUGAAUUUGUGCAAAUACUGGAGUGUACCUCAUGCUGUGUUUAGUGGAAGUCAGAUCUGCCCAAGGACAUAUUACUGAAACUUUUUUGUUUGUUUUUUUUCUUCUCCUUAUUGAACAUUGGUGAUGGGAAGUGUCGUAAGCAAAUAUCUGCUUUCUGCAACCCCCAUCAUCUGACUUGGCAUGAUCUGGCUAUACAAGUGAAUUUUAGCCUGCACAGCGAAUGGCUUUUGUAUAAUACCUCUUUCAUCUGCACCACUAUUUUAUCAAGGCUUUGACAUUGUAAUUACCAGUGAGGCGGUUCUGUACAGCGCAGGGAUGAUGAAUGAUUUCUAUGCUGGUUGUAUGUGUGAAGUUGACUGUAUUGUGCACCAAAACCUUUUCUGAUAGGUGAGAAUUAAGAGAUGGUCCUUAGUUGGGACACGUUAGAUAUGUAGUUCUAUGUUUAGUAGAUGUUUUU